Grus americana (Whooping crane) is the source of this 2086-nucleotide messenger RNA. It is a transcript of the gene RWDD2B, whose product is annotated as RWD domain containing 2B. The record is from RefSeq and is a predicted model, not a curated record. The transcript has 5 exons. NCBI's taxonomy places the organism in Eukaryota, Metazoa, Chordata, Aves, Gruiformes, Gruidae. Gene Ontology annotation, molecular function: protein binding. The coding region runs from base 105 to 983 and encodes 292 amino acids.
UUCACCUCAUCCCCGGGCUGUUGGGCGACGGUCGGACGACAGUCACCGGCUGCCAUGCGCGCUUCCGGCGCGUUGCAUUGUGGGGCGGUGAGGAAACAACAGAAAUGACUAACCGAGAAGAAGCCGAGAUACAAAUUUCAGAAUUAGAUUUACUCUCUAGCAUGUUUCCUUAUGAGGAAGAGUUCACUGUGACUGACCAGCUGGCUGUAGCAGAACUGAAACACUAUGUUGAAAAUGAGUCUGCAGAGAUGCCAUCUUCAAAAGUUCAGUUUAUACUGAACGUAAAGCCAGAGAUCUCUAAUGCCUCUAUGGUGGAAUUCUCUAUGGCCUGUGCUUUACCAUUUAAAUAUCCAACUGUUCUACCAGAAAUUACUGUGAGGUCAUCAUUGCUAAGCCGCUCUCAGCAGAUUUGCCUGAACUCUGAUCUAAAAACGUAUUUGAUGCAAAACUGCAGUGGAGAGCCCUGCAUGUUGAGUGCAAGGGAAUGGGUUAAAGACCAUGCAGCUGCUUAUGUUGACAAAGAGCUUUCAUCUUCCUCUCUGACAACAUCUAGUGCCAUGCACUCAGAAGUCAUUACGUUCACUCGAUUGUGGAUCUAUAGUCAUCACAUUUACAACAAGCAAAAAAGAAAGAAUAUUAUUGACUGGGCCAAGGAGCUCUCUCUGUCAGGGUUUUGCAUGCCAGGGAAACCCGGUGUUGUUUGUGUAGAAGGUCUACAAAGUAAUUGUGAAGAGUUCUGGUCAAGAGUAAGAAGAUUAACGUGGAAAAGAAUUCUCAUUCGGCACAGAGAAGAUGUUUCUUUGGAAGGUGGAGGACACGCUGAGAUUGAGAAACAAAGAAAGUUCUCCACUUUGGAAGAAAAAUGUUUUGAUGCACAUGGUGCCAGAGGAAAUCAUAUGGAUUUGGGGCAGCUGUAUCGUUUUUUAGAAGAAAAAGGAUGCGCUGACAUUUUUCAAAUGUACUUUGGGGUUGAAGGGCAUUGAAGGGGUCACCACAGGCCCAAGCAUCUACAUGUGUAAGUUAAUCCUCGUAACAGAUUCCUUAGCUGUUCUGCAACAGAUGAUCAGAGAGGGAAUUCAUAAUUCCUGGUUUAUAUGAUGAAUCCAGUUUUCAAUGAAAACAAAUAUCCAGUGAAAUCCUGAAUAAUGAAAAUGGCUAAAUGAAUGUUUUAUUACAUUUUCUGGUUUUAAGGACGUUUAGGGUACAUACCUAAUUACAAUGAAAGAAAAUAUAUUUGAUAACCUACUGGGCAGUUACAGAAUGACAGAUGAAUGGAUGGAAUUACGGUGAAUGAAUAUAUGAAUAAGAAGAGAUGAAAAUGAACUGUGGAUAUCUCAGGAGAGGAAACGUAAUGUUUACAAUAUUUGUUACUGUUUACAUACACUACAGGAAGACUUUUUUGUAACACUCUUUUCUUCUACUUUCUACCUGAAAGUAUAUUAAGCCGUGAGAUUAAUGUGUUUUUUUUAAAAAAAAACCAAGCAAGCAAGUUCACAAAAGUCUUUUUCAUGCAAAGAGGAUGAGGUAGGAUGCCUACUCUAAGGCAUGCAAAUUUUCUGUAGGUAAAAGCGUGUGUGCAGGUGAGAGAGAUGCUGUGGUGGUUCCACCACAUCUGUAGCUGAGACUAGUCUGUUUACUCACGUAAAAGCAGUUGUUUACCAAGGAUUGAGCUCCUUGCAGCUCCAGUAAAGCCAUCCUUACUCUGCUGAGGUCACCAGUUUGCAGUCCACUAAUUUAAAGUGCAUUAACACUGCGUACACUUUUGAGUCUAUUUUCAACAAAGUUGUAUCAAUGAAUGCUAGUUUGUUUCUUUGCUUAUGGAUUAUGUAUCUAAAUAGCAUAUAUGUGAUAAAAAGCAGACAUUGAUUGCUUCUGAUGUUAAUAUUUAAUUAUUUCUGCAUAGAUCCGGUAAAAUUCCUAACAUUCAGCCCUCGGGUGUGUACUUGGGCACCUUUUGUAGUGAUCCUUCGCAGUGAUUUCAUCUGCCAAGUGCCGAUUUGCCUCUGCUUGAAACUUUGCCAAAUCUUAGCAACUCCUUGUAAGCGCACAAGAAUACCGCAGCUUAAUAAAGGACCCACGAUAUGUU